CGGGGACUGGAAACACUGCUGCUGGAAAACGGAAUUUUCCGGGGGGGUAAUAGCAAAACACGCUUGCUAAUUUGCCCGAUCGCCUUGAACCCUAGCCUCUCCGCCCCCCUUCGCCCCCCCGCGUUCCCCAACCCUCAUCCGGCCGCGCCCCACGCCUGAUUCGGCCCCGGGACGCCCCGAAGGUCGCCGGUGAGGAGCGCAGGCGCGCCGGCGCGCCCGGAUCCGGUGGAAGCGCGGCGGAUUUCGGCGGCUGACCUGUCUUGGCGGCCCUCGGGGUCGCGCCGGCGUUGCUCCCUGAUUCCGGAUCUGCGACGAGCGCCGCCCCUACCGCCACGGAGCAGAGCUUCGCCGUCCAUCUUCCCCCCAAGGUCAGCAACGCCGCCGGCCUCUGCUCAGGCGCCGCACCGCCAGAAGGUCCCCUGCGCCCCUUCCUCGCACCGCCAGAAGCUCCCUGCGUCCCUUCCCCGCCGCCUCUGCUCCGGAUCCGCCGCCCCCGAGGCCAGCAGCGCCGGCGCCUCUUUUUUUCUCCUCCGACUGGACCAGCAUCUCCGGCCCCGAACUGACUCCCUGAACAACGCCGACGCCCCUAGCAAGGAGCUCUUAUCCAGACAGCCGAUUCUCCAGGCAGUUGGCUUAUGUCAGAAUCUUGAUUCUCAGAGAAGCGAGGUUCAGAAAAGCGGAAACAAACAGGGCCUAUGAAGGCGGCGGGAUACGGCCUCUACGAUAGUAGCGGGACUGAUGAUGAUCUUCCCCCGGCACAAAAUAGAGGACUAAGAGGGCGAUCGUUCAGUGCAAACGGUCGAGCAUCUGCUGGGGCUUUUCCUUACAUGAGGGCAAAUAAUGAUUUGGAGAGCGAAAUACAUCGGGUCGAGCAAGAUGCAUAUACUGGUGUUCUUAGAGCAUUCAAAGUGCAAUCCGAUGCAAUAUCAUGGGAAAAAGAGAGUUUGAUUACUGAACUCAGGAAAGAACUGAGAGUGUCUGAUGAGGAGCAUAGGGAGCUGUUAAAUAGAGUCAAUGAAGAUGGGGCCAUCCAUCGAAUGAGGGAGUUAAGGCAGGCUGGUGGAACUCCAAGUGCUCUGCAUCGUGGUAGCAGGGCUCUAUAUGAUGCAGAACCUGGGCCCACUGCCAAGAGACAAAGGACAUCUCAUUUGAUUCCUUCGCAAUCUGCAGGCCUCCAGUCCCCUGUGAUGCCUUCGCACUCCGUUCCAUCUGCAAAAUGGGGCCCACUAUCUGCAAGAGGCAAGAAGCCAAAGACGCCCAUGCCACGGGCACUACCAUCUGCGGAUCCAAGCUCAUUAAUAAAUCACAAAGUUUAUACAAGGUGGCCAGACGACAACAACUUCUAUGAGGCCACCAUAACCCGUUAUAACCCCGUGACGGGUGAGCAUGCACUCGUUUAUGAUAUGGGCACACAAGCUGAGACUUGGGAAAUGGUCAGGCUUUGUGAUAUGCCACCUGAAGAUAUAAGAUGGGAAUUUGAUGGGCAUCUUUCAAAUCGAGAUGGUUGGGGCCCUUCUGGCCCUAUGUUGACUAGGCACCUCAGCAGCAAUGGUGCUAUGGCAGGCCCGAUCAGGGGGAGAGGCAGGUUAUCAAUCAAUGAGCCUACAAAGGACUACGCUCCACCUCAAAAUGGGAUCAAUAGGAAUUUCAAUAACAUUGACAUUCCAAACACUGAAAAUGUUGUGACAGAGGUGGAGAGGGUGUUGUCCAAUCCGAAUAUUCGUGAAAUUGAAAACGCAAGGAAACUGCUGAAAGAUCAAGAGCAGUCACUACUGGAUGCAAUUGCCAGACUUGAUGAAGCAUCGGAUAGUGAAAGUGAAGAUAUGGCCACAGAAGGCCGAACGGGUCCUGCUGGCGAAGGCAAUGGAAUAACAACUUAGUUGUUGCUAGCAUGUUGUUGAAAUUGUAAGAUUAACAUGCCUUUUGGACCACCUGCCUCAAACUCUGGACAAAGAAACCAUGUUAUGGCAAACUGGGUUGCCGAAAGAGGGCGUAUUGGAAACAGUUGCCAGUUGGUGCUGAAAUGGGAUUAUUUGGUUACUCCUACGAGGGGCAGGGAGACGAUGAAAAAAAAACUGUUUGGGCGCCAUCUCUUCUGGUGAUUAUGGCGGUGGUAUUUCCAAUGUAACUCUAGAAGUAACGUAAUACUCUAGAAAUGAUUAUUAACAUGAAUCACCUGAUGUCUAACCCUAGCGCAAUAUCUUGUGUCUCAGAUGUACAUUGUAUUUUACCUUUGUUGUGAUUGUAGUGAGCAGGCAAAAUUGGCUGUUCUUGUAUUUUAAUGAGAAAAGACAUUUUCAUGUGC
Molecule: messenger RNA, 2305 nt
Organism: Panicum virgatum (switchgrass)
Lineage: Eukaryota; Viridiplantae; Streptophyta; Magnoliopsida; Poales; Poaceae
Product: protein EMSY-LIKE 3-like
Exons: 11
Coding region: 696-1880 (394 amino acids)
Biological process (GO): defense response to fungus
Cellular component (GO): nucleus
Source: RefSeq, a predicted model, not a curated record